GUGAAAGUGUCUGGACUGGAAUGGGGGAAAAGUGUCUGGACUGGAAGGGGGGAAAAGUGUCUGGACUGGAAGGGGGGAAAAGUGUCUGGACUGGAAUGGGGCAAAAGUGUCUGGACUGGAAUGGGGCAAAAGUGUCCGGACUGGAAGGGGGUGAAAGUGUCCGGACUGGAAGGGGGGGGAAGUGUCCGGACUGGAAGGGGGUGAAAGUGUCCGGACUGGAAGGGGGUGAAAGUGUCCGGACUGGAAGGGGGGGAAAGUGUCCGGACUGGAAG
Messenger RNA from Staurois parvus, 272 nucleotides. Lineage: Eukaryota; Metazoa; Chordata; Amphibia; Anura; Ranidae. The record is from the annotation of a GenBank genome assembly.